AGGAAUGUGGAAGUCGGCGGAGGGGAAGGCGACAGGUUGCUUGAGGGAACGGCGGCAGCUCCAGGGUGUCUCUUCCGCCGCUGCUCCGCCACUUGCUUUCUCUCCGGGGAGGGAGCGUGCUGCCAACGGUGGGGGUUGCCCCCUCCUUUUAAUGCUCCUUCUGCUACUUAAAGUGGAACGGCUCGGGAACGGCUCGGAAAUCAAGAAUCCUGCAGCAGCAGCAGUAGCAGCAGCAGCAGCGGCAGAAUCGGCGCCUCGUUUUCCUCCCGUGCACUUGGAGCUGGGUUUUCCGCCUGCCCAACGGGUCCGGCUUUAAAGCUUCGCCUCCGAGACGGCUGCUUCUCGCUGGUGCUCCUUUCGUUCGGCCCCUUGCCUGCUUGACCUCUCGCCCUGCCUCUUUUUUUUUUUGGACGACGCUUGCUUUCUUUUUUAAAUGACUUGAGUGGAGGGGGAGGGGGGGGGAAACUGUCAAGAUGGCAGCAGGAGCGAGGAGGUUAUGAAUGUGGUUGGUGCCGAGGCUGGAACGAAAGCUCGGGAGCCCGCGGAGGACUUGGGUUUCCGGACCUGUUGGAAGGUCGGCGAUUGGACUUGUUUGAAUUCUCCGCGUCACUUUCUUUUUACGCCGAGGGAGAGGAUUUAAAAGAAGGAGAAGGGAGAAGAAGGACGGGCGUUUUAAGUUUUCCUCUCCUUGCUCCAAAAAAAUAAUAAUAUAAAAAAGACUGGCUUCUCUUCCUUCACCGCUUUCGGAUUUUUCUUUUCUUUCCUUUUUGUUUUUCUUCCCCGAGGAGGAAUCAAGAGCGAUCACAAAUGGGGCAGCCGCGAUCGGAUGGGUUGUUGUUAAGGCUUCGGUGCUCUCCGUGAAGACGUUGGGAAGUCGGUGAGAAGAAGGACUUGUAAAAGACCGAAGGCGUCCAUCAAACCAGCAACGGAGAGACUCGCGAAUAUCUCUUUUUUUAAAAAAAACACAAAUAAUAAUAAUAAUAAUAAUGGUGAUGCGGGGGGUCGCGUGAAUUGGGGGGGGGGUCUCUUUAAUAGCUACCGAGCGAUGCUAUUGGACGACUCCGACGCGUAGCGAAAGAUAAACAAACGCGCGGGCGCAGAGCCGCGAUUUGAUUCCAGCUCCGCCGUCUUUGGAAAUGCUUCCCAAAUCGGUCAGCCUCAAAGGGCAGCGGACAGAGAGCUGACCUGCAACCGGGAGACCCCCGGAUCGCUUGCGGAUCGCCUUAGAACUUUUCCUUUCUCAGGAGCGGGAGGCGAGCGAGAGAGCGAGAGGUGGCGGGCAGGAAGGAGGCGGCCGGACCUUGAAUGGAGAGCGGCGUGCUCGCUCCAGCUCGCUAAUCUCUAGCAGGGAGCUGGGCGAGGAGAAAGGACCGGAGCGUGGAUCGGGUUCCCGUCUGACAGCGGGAAAGGACAGGAGGGAUCGCCUCAAAAGCGGGGGAGGCCAAGAUGGCUGAAGUGUCUCCCCCCGCGCCCUUGUCCCCUCUGGACGUGGAGCUGGACCCGGAGUUCGAGCCCCAGAGCCGUCCUCGCUCCUGUACGUGGCCCCUGCAAAGGCCCGAGCUUCAAACGAGCCCGGCCAAGCCUUCGGGAGACGCGGCCGCCGACGCCGCCUCCAUGAUUCCCGAGGAGGACGACGACGCUGACGAUGAGGAGCAAGGGGGCACCUCAACCGCCGGCCUCUCCGUCUCCGGCGGUGCCGGCGAAGCUCUUGCUUCGGAGGACACGGCCCGGCUGCUGGUUCCCUUUUCCGGGCUGCCCGGGGAGGGAGCUGGCGCCUCUGCGUUGAGCGGCGGGCAGCAGCCUCAGCCAGUGGCGGCGGGAACAGCGGCAGCGCCGCGGAAAUGUUCGUCCCGGAGAAACGCGUGGGGGAACUUAUCGUACGCGGACCUGAUCACCCGCGCCAUUCAGAGCUCGCCGGAGAAGCGCCUCACCCUGUCCCAAAUCUACGAGUGGAUGGUGCGCUGCGUGCCCUACUUCAAGGAUAAGGGCGACAGCAACAGCUCGGCUGGCUGGAAGAACUCAAUCAGACACAACUUGUCACUUCACAGUCGAUUCAUCAGGGUACAGAAUGAAGGAACUGGGAAAAGCUCGUGGUGGAUGAUCAACCCCGAUGGAGGAAAAGGAGGGAAAGCACCACGCAGACGGGCUGUAUCGAUGGACAACAGUAACAAAUACACAAAGAGCCGAGGACGAGCAGCUAAGAAAAAAGCAGCCCUUCAAGUCGCCCAGGAGACAAGUGAUGACAGCCCCACCCAGCUAUCCAAGUGGCCUGGUAGCCCAACCUCCCGUAGCAGUGAUGAACUGGAUGCGUGGACAGAUUUCCGGUCUCGUACCAACUCGAAUGCCAGUACAAUAAGUGGCCGCUUGUCCCCAAUAUUGGCAAGCACUGAGCUAGAUGAGGUGCAGGAUGAUGAUGCUCCCCUUUCUCCCAUGUUGUACAGUAGCUCACCCAGCAUGUCCCCGUCAGUGAGCAAGCCCUCUAACGUUGAGCUGCCUAGGUUGACUGACAUGGCAGGCACGAUGAACUUGAACGAUGGCUUGACAGAUAAUCUUAUGGAUGACCUCCUGGACAAUAUAACCCUUCCCUCUUCCCAGCAGUCACCCACAGGAGGUCUUAUGCAGAGAAGCUCAAGCUUUCCAUACGGCUCCAAAGGUUCAGGGCUUGGUUCUCCAUCCAGUAGUUUCAACAAUGCUGUGUUUGGUCCAUCAUCUCUGAAUUCUCUCCGUCAGUCUCCCAUGCAAACCAUCCAAGAGAACAAGCAAGCUACAUUUUCUUCCAUUUCACACUACAAUAACCAAACUCUGCAGGAUCUGCUGGCAUCGGAUUCACAUAGCCACAGUGAUGUCAUGAUGACUCAGUCCGAUCCACUCAUGUCACAAGCUAGCACCGCUGUGUCUGCCCAAAACGCCCGCAGGAAUAUUAUGCUUCGAAAUGAUCCAAUGAUGUCGUUUGCUGCUCAACCUAGUCAGAGCUCUUUGACCAAUCAGAACCUGCUCCACCACCAGCAUCAAUCCCAGAAUUCCUCUCUCAGUGGCAGCCGUGCCUUGUCAAAUUCUGCCGGUACUAUGGGCUUAAGUGACACCAACCUUGGAUCAGCAAAACACCAGCAACAGCCACCUGCCAACCAGUCUAUGCAAUCACUUUCUGACUCCCUCUCAGGCUAUGCCAACAGUGUGAGCCUUCCGGUCAUGGGGCACGAUAAAUUCCCCAGUGAUUUGGAUCUGGAUAUUUUCAACGGGAGCUUGGAAUGCGACAUGGAGUCCAUUAUCCGCAGUGAACUCAUGGAUGCAGAUGGAUUGGAUUUUAAUUUUGAUUCCCUCAUCUCAGCCCAGAAUGUUGUUACACUGAAUGUGGGAAACUUCACUGGUGCUAAGCAAGCUUCAUCACAGAGUUGGGUUCCAGGCUGAAGGAUUUAUGCAAAGAGGGGAAAAUGGGCAAAGCAGGCCCUUCAUCCAACAUGAAUCCUAAAGAAAAAAAAAAUCCUUGCCAAAAUCAACUGUCAGCAAAGACAGGGAUAUCGUUUACAGCAUUUGUGAACCCUGCAUUCUUUUCCUAACGAAACAGAGACUGUUAGCGAGCCCCAGAACUUGAGGAAAGAACUGACUUAUCUGGAACUGAACUCAUUUUGAAGUAUGCAAAUUUUUCUUACUGUAGGGUGAUCCACCACCAACUUGAGGAUAUGUUGGUUCAGCCACCAUUCUGUUUCAGAACACUGUGUAGUCUUUACAGUAAUGUGCUUGUCAAUCAGUAUAUGGCGUUCCAAAAUGGUGAUGGGUUGCAGGAUGCUUUUAGGUUGGCUUUUGUUCUUCAGGGUUUUCCCCAGCCCACUUUUCUUAAGGGGCGAGAGAUGCUUCCGCCCCCCCCCCCUGUGAAAUUCUUUACUUGCUCCCUUCUAAUGUGCCAAUUCCUCAUGAAAAUUAAAUACACAACAAUAGGCUUGAAAUAUCAACAGCACUUGAAUUACCAAUACAGUUUCCAGCUGUAUUAAACUAUUGCAGCAACACAAGUGACGAGUAUGGUGGCACUUUAAAGGCUUAGCAAAUUCGGUAUGACGUGGAUCGGGCUCUAAGAUAAGAUGGUAAGGGACAGCGAGGAAUGGCAAAAAAGGGGAGAGAGAAAUGCAAUGCAAGAAGUACCAAUGCCCUCUGCAUUUUGUUUCUAUCUUCGGGAUAGCAUUCCAGGUAUGCAACCACAGAGGGUGUCAUGAAAUGUUGCUCUUUAAAAUGCCACUGAACUCUUUGUGGACUCCUGCAAUCGUUAGAGUACAACCAACCAACUGCAUUCAAGAGUUAGUUUGAACGAACAACUAAACGUUUGUAUUUGCUUUGGUGUUUUAAUGUGGGGAUUGGCUAGCUAACUCAUUAGUUCUCAACUAGUCCCUACAACUCUCCAACCAAAUAUUUUCCUAAUCUUGUACAUGUUUCUUUUUAUUUUUGGUACCAAGAGAGGGUGGAUUUUACCUCACAAAAUUAGCUACCACUAGUGUUACAUCCUAACCAAGGUUCAGUUGGUGUGAGGGGAAAAGGGCAUUUCGUUGUGGGGAAAAUCAGUAACUCUUAUCUAAAUCUAGUCUGAGUUUAUGCGAGCAAUUUUGCCCAAAUGCUGCAGUAAAUUUUUGCUUUUUUGUUUGUCCCCAUAGCUUAGCAAUUGGCCAAUCUGAGGUGCAUUGUUUACCACUUGCCAAAUAUAACCACAUAGAAGGCAAUGGCUUGCUUUCAAAUUAUUACUCUUAUUAAUAAUAACAACACAAAACCUAAAAGAAAAAAAUGAGUAUAUUGCAUGAGAACAGAGUUUUAUGUAUCUGUAAUAUCCAAGGCUUGGAUGAUUUUUUUCAUUCAUAAUCAUUUAUUCAUCUUUUUCUUCCUUAUUCUUUUCCUCUUGUGAUACAUGGUGGAAACUGGAAAAAAAGGUGGUUAGGAAGGAGACACAGAGGGAAAAUCCAUACCGAGAGCUUUUCAUAGGAGCGUAGAUUGUAACUGGAUAAAUUCCAUUGAAAAACAAAGUAGUUUUUAUAUAUUUUGCUUAUAGGGAUUUCUUUUUGUAAAUUUAUAUAGUAAUAAUGACUGAAAGUUAUGGUGCUGUGCAAGUCCUGUUUAAUUACUUUUUAUUGGUAUUUUUCAUGUGAAGGAGGGGCAAAGAAGGCAAGAAAGAAAUAGGGGAAAACCUGAUGGUACGUUUUAAUUUUUUUUUUUUUUAAUUUUAUUUUAAUGGUGUGAAGACACUUUGGCUUAGGACAACAUAUACAUAUUUCUCCAAAGUGAUAUAUGAAGAACUUUUUUUGGCAUAAAAGCAGAAUGCAUAUAAAUAUAUAAAUAUAUUUUAUUAUGUACAGAAACAGAUCAUUAUGCAUGAUUGUUAAGAGAACAGACUAGCAUUUUAACCCAAAGUCUCAGUGCAUGAGUUUCCACCAGCACGUGAAUCAUGUACCUGCGUGGUGUGAUUCCUCUCAGUUGCCACCUUUCACUGCGCGUGCACAUGCAGGCAUUCAAGCACAUUCACACACACACACACACACACACAUUCAUCGGUGGGCCCUAUAUUGCUCUUCUUUUCCAACUUCUGAGGUAAUAUUGGUGAAAUAACAGCUCCUUGUGUGAUGAAAGUUUUGUUUUGUACAGUAGCUGCCUCCUCCUUGUGCUGCGCUAUUCUCUAGGAGAACACAUAAAGUCCACCAUGCAGUUCAUAACUUGAUGACAAUUCUGUGCUGUUGUGGUUCUAAAUAGCUCAUAGAAUAUACACUUUCAAACUAGUUAAAUGAUUUUUAUUGUUUUCCAAAUAAAUACAGACUAUUUUUUUAAUAAUUAAGGUGGUAUAUUUGUCUAUGGCAGGGCAUAGUUUAUCAUGUUUCUUUAAUUAUAUACCACCAAUGUGUGUGCUUGUUCUUCACAUUGGAAAGGGCUUCCCUGAAAGGAAUACCUUAUAAAAAUGUCAUCUGUUCCAGGGGCUUAAGAAAAGUAUUGACUUAUCUUGAGAGACUCAGUUACAGGUACCUAUUACCAAAGCUAGUUAAGAAUGUGCUCACAUGCCUUUACUAAAUAUGAGUAUCUGGCACGUCAUUAUAUGUGAAUUAAGCCAAUGAUGAUAUUUUGGGAUGUUUGUUGUUAUUUUGUUCUUUGAAAUGGAAAUGUAUGUGGUGAUGGACAAUUUAUUUCCAAGUUUCUGUCUUGUCUUCUCAACAGAAACU
Messenger RNA from Notechis scutatus (mainland tiger snake), 6185 nucleotides. It is a transcript of the gene FOXO3, whose product is annotated as forkhead box O3. Gene Ontology annotation, molecular function: DNA-binding transcription factor activity, RNA polymerase II-specific; RNA polymerase II cis-regulatory region sequence-specific DNA binding. NCBI's taxonomy places the organism in Eukaryota, Metazoa, Chordata, Lepidosauria, Squamata, Elapidae. Gene Ontology annotation, cellular component: mitochondrial matrix; nucleus. The record is from RefSeq and is a predicted model, not a curated record. Gene Ontology annotation, biological process: regulation of transcription by RNA polymerase II.